Messenger RNA from Parnassius mnemosyne (clouded apollo), 1662 nucleotides. The record is from the annotation of a GenBank genome assembly. NCBI's taxonomy places the organism in Eukaryota, Metazoa, Arthropoda, Insecta, Lepidoptera, Papilionidae.
AUGUCGGAGUUAAAUAAUCUUAAAUACGAAGAUACGGUCCAGUGCUUUUUCUUUUCAUCACAUGAAAAUGUUAAUUGGGAACAGUUGUGCGUUGUGAUCAAUGAAAAAGUUGCUGCAUUAUCUAAGGACUACAUUUGGCAUAGAGAUGAAUUUAAAAUUUGUCAACCGUUGUUAAAAGACGACUCCGACUUGCCAUUACACCUCACAAGCACAACAUGUUUUGAAGAUAAUAUUGAAGAUGAAUGGUUUAUUGCUUACUUAGUACUUAAACUAACUGAAGAAUACAAUGAUCUAAUAGUAAAGAUUGAAGAUAAUGAUGGAGAUUUUCUUUUAAUUGAAGCUGCUGAUUACCUACCAUCUUGGGCUAAUCCAGAAACAACCCAAAACAGGGUUUUUAUUUAUAACAGCCAUAUACAUUUAAUUCCGCCAACAGUAGCUGAACUAAAAACGCCAUUGAAGUUAAACGAUGCUUUAAAAUUGAUCAUAGAACACCCAGAAGAAACAAAAGCUGAAUUUCAAAUAGAACAAGCUAUUCUGGAAAGGAUUGGCGCUUAUCCGAAUAGAAUAAAAGAACUCAAACACAAAGCUACAGUUAAUAUUCCUAUUGAUUUAGCUGCUUUAUUAAUAAUAAAACCUACACUUAUAUCAUCUCUCGUUAAUAUCUAUCGCCAUCAUGAUUAUAUCGAUGCGAAAAAUUUUCGUAAAGUAAAAUUUGAUAACUGUGUUAAUGUUAAUGUUCAGUUUACAAAGUUUCAAUAUGCUGUGCUUUUGCAUUCGAAACAUAUUACUAGCUUUCGGAAUACAAAAAUUUCCGCUUCUGACAAGAAAAACUUUAUCGGAUAUAAAUUGGCUUGUGGUUAUGAAAUGAUUAUGAAUGAAUCGGGGAAAGAUAAAUUUUCUUCUAUGGAAUAUAAAAAGUUUUUAAAUAAUUUGACAAAAAAUGGAUACUUUAAAGGUAACAUUGAAGGCUCUAAAGAUUAUAAACAAUUAUUAGAUAAGGCAAACGUAUAUUUUAUGGAAAUGGAAUGCCCUGUCAGUUCUUAUAUAUCUUCAAUUAUAUCGCACAUAUUAUUGUCAAAAGAAUUCAUUCAAAUCAAAGAGGCUUUAACUCAAAACCCUAAUUUAUACUUACAUGUUGAAGACAGUGAUGAGUGGUUGAAUGUUGAUCCUUCUACAUUGGAUGAUUUCUUAAAUAAAAAUUACAGGAAGCAAGUAAAUUCUGACGAUCUUAUAACACCUAGUAUUAUUACAACUGGAUUAUCCGAUUUUCUUUCUAAGAAAUCUGAUUUCGAAGGUAUAGAAGAAAAUGAUACAUGUAUCCAAAAUGAUAAAAUAGAAUUUGAUUGUAACCAAUUUUUUACAUCUGUUGAAAGUAUGUUGAAUAUGGUAAAACUGGAUGCGGGAUAUGAAGAAUGCAGUGAUUCUAGUGACAAUGAAAUUUCUGACAGUUUUGUCUAUACCGAGCAACAGCUUGACAAAGAACUCGAGGCAGAAAUGGUCUCAAAUGAACAAAAUAUUCAUUUUAUAAGUGAUAAGUCUAUACUUGAAAAUUUUGUUCACAGUAUGAAAGAAGAAGGACUUUCAGGGCCAACAAGUAAUAUUUUAAGAUCUGUAGGAAUUAACAAAACAGAUCUACUGGAUUCCGACGAUGAUGAAGAAUAA